Messenger RNA from Nomascus leucogenys (northern white-cheeked gibbon), 2459 nucleotides. RefSeq names its product zinc finger protein 250 (gene ZNF250). Gene Ontology annotation, molecular function: DNA-binding transcription repressor activity, RNA polymerase II-specific. Gene Ontology annotation, biological process: regulation of immune system process; regulation of cytokine production; negative regulation of transcription by RNA polymerase II. Lineage: Eukaryota; Metazoa; Chordata; Mammalia; Primates; Hylobatidae. The record is from RefSeq and is a predicted model, not a curated record.
GUCUGAAGGUGCUGCGGGAUGCCGUUCCUUCGCGCGUGAGGCUGCGGCGCUGACGGUGAGUGGGGGGCGCGUGUCGUAGCCGGCCAGGACCCUCUCCCAUCACGGACACCCGAGCCGCCCCACAGGCUCCUUCAAUUUCCGUGAUCCUCAGAGGCCCUAGGAGACCAGGUGAUGGCAGCAGCCAGGCUCUUGCCAGUGCCGGCAGGACCCCAGCCCCUGUCAUUCCAGGCCAAGUUGACCUUCGAGGAUGUGGCUGUGCUCCUCUCCCAGGAUGAAUGGGAUCGCCUGUGCCCUGCUCAGAGGGGCCUCUACAGAAAUGUGAUGAUGGAAACCUAUGGGAAUGUAGUCUCAUUGGGACUUCCAGGAUCCAAGCCUGACAUAAUCUCCCAGCUGGAGCGAGGGGAAGAUCCCUGGGUCCUGGACAGAAAGGGGGCUAAGAAGAGCCAGGGCCUGUGGAGUGACUACUCAGACAACCUCAAAUAUGACCACACUACAGCCUGUACACAACAAGACAGUUUAUCUUGUCCAUGGGAAUGUGAAACCAAGGGAGAGAGUCAAAAUACAGACUUGAGUCCGAAGCCAUUAAUUUCAGAGCAAACAGUGAUUCUGGGGAAAACACCCUUGGGGAGGAUUGAUCAAGAAAAUAAUGAAACAAAGCGAAGCUUCUGUCUGAGUCCAAACUCUGUUGACCACCAUGAAGUUCAGGUCUUAAGCCAAAGCAUGCCACUCACUCCGCACCAGGCAGUGCCUAGUGGAGAGAGGCCCUACAUGUGUGUUGAGUGUGGGAAGUGCUUUGGCCGGAGUUCCCACCUCCUUCAGCAUCAGCGUAUCCACACGGGAGAGAAGCCCUAUGUGUGCAGUGUAUGUGGGAAGGCCUUCAGCCAGAGCUCAGUCCUUAGUAAACACAGGAGAAUUCACACAGGUGAGAAGCCCUAUGAGUGUAAUGAGUGUGGAAAAGCCUUUAGAGUGAGCUCAGAUCUUGCUCAGCAUCACAAGAUACAUACAGGAGAGAAGCCUCACGAAUGUCUUGAGUGUCGGAAAGCCUUCACUCAACUCUCACAUCUCAUUCAGCACCAGCGGAUCCACACGGGAGAAAGGCCGUAUGUGUGUCCGUUGUGUGGGAAAGCCUUCAACCAUAGCACUGUUCUGCGGAGCCACCAGAGGGUACACACCGGGGAGAAGCCUCACAGGUGCAAUGAGUGUGGGAAAACCUUCAGUGUGAAGAGGACACUGCUGCAGCACCAGAGGAUCCACACCGGGGAGAAGCCCUACACGUGCAGCGAGUGUGGGAAGGCCUUCAGCGACCGCUCAGUCCUCAUUCAGCACCACAACGUGCACACCGGGGAGAAGCCCUAUGAGUGCAGUGAGUGUGGGAAGACUUUCAGCCACCGCUCCACACUGAUGAAUCACGAGCGGAUCCACACUGAGGAAAAGCCCUAUGCAUGCUAUGAAUGUGGGAAGGCCUUCGUUCAGCACUCACACCUGAUCCAGCACCAGAGAGUCCACACUGGGGAGAAGCCCUAUGUGUGUGGUGAAUGUGGGCACGCCUUCAGUGCACGCCGGUCUUUGAUCCAGCAUGAGAGAAUCCACACAGGUGAAAAGCCCUUCCAGUGCACAGAAUGUGGCAAAGCCUUCAGCCUGAAAGCAACUCUGAUUGUGCACCUGAGGACCCACACGGGCGAGAAGCCCUAUGAGUGCAAUAGCUGUGGGAAGGCCUUCAGCCAGUACUCAGUGCUCAUCCAGCACCAGCGGAUCCACACAGGUGAGAAGCCCUACGAGUGCGGGGAGUGUGGGCGUGCCUUCAACCAGCAUGGCCACCUAAUCCAGCACCAGAAAGUGCACAGAAAGUUGUGACCCAUGGCUGACACAAGAAUCCAUUCUCACAGAAACUGCAUGUGGAACCACAAGCAGCCUUCAGCCCAAGAGAAGUCUCUGUUAACUCUAUAGGAAGCCUUUCUUUGGCGAUUCAGUGUCACAAAAUAACUCCAGAAAGAAGCAUUUAGCAUGCUGUUUCUGUGGAAAAACUUCAGAGACUACCUGUUUUAUUUUCCUCAACAUCUUGAAGUUAUAUUGGAGAGUAAUCAUACAAUUGUAGAGAAUUUUGGUAAAAACAGCCAUAAUUCUUUCUUUGACAUUAGUUUAUUUGAACUAAGGGAAUUUAAGGCAUAAGAAUGAUUAUCCCAAUAAAAUCUUACAUUCCAAAUAAAGUUCUUUUUCUAAGAACAUUACAUGCCCUUCCUAAAUAUCAAUUAACCAUACUAAUUAUUGCACUUAAAAUUUGAAAGUUGGACUAUUUUCAGUAUUCUCUUAAAACACUAUUGUAUGGAUAAAGUGAUAUAAAAAGAUAUUUUCAUCAAGUAUCAUGUAAAAUGGAUGGAAAUCCUAAGUGUGGAAACACCUGUUUUGUAUGAAACAAGGAAAAAGUCUAAAGAUAUAUUAGUGAGAAAUUACAUAAAUUU